Molecule: messenger RNA, 1774 nt
Organism: Meleagris gallopavo (turkey)
Lineage: Eukaryota; Metazoa; Chordata; Aves; Galliformes; Phasianidae
Source: RefSeq, a predicted model, not a curated record
CGACCGCUGGGGUUUGUGAGGCUCGCGGUAAGGGCUGGGGCUGCGCUGGGCUGGGGCAGGCGGAGAGCUGGAGCGGAGCCCCCCCGGCUCCUUCACACCACCCUUAGGCGGAGCCGAGUCAGUGCGUACUUGGAAGCUUGGGAGUACUUUUGAUUUCUGCUCCCGGUAAGAGCCUGCAGUUAUCCGGGCAGCAGAGCGGUACGUGGUGUCGGCGGGGGAGUACGGACAUCCUCAGAAAUGAUUUUCUGCUCUCCCCUUGGGGCUGGUAAUGAAUAAGAUCCUUGGACCAGAAGGAAAAUACGAAGCCCUCUUUUGCAAUUUCCUGCCCCAGAUCGCACAGAAACAAACAGAGCUGUGGGUGCCCCGUCCUUUGCUCAAACCAGCGGCUCUGGCUCUGCUUUGCAUUGCUCAGCGCUUCUCACUUCUCCAAAUCCGUGAUGUUUCCUGGCUGCUUGUGGGCAGCAGCCAGCAGCGUGUGCCCCAUCUCCAGCCCCGCUCCCACUGAGAUCUCCUUUUGGGCUCAGAGCAGUGCCACGCAGGAGCGGUGGCACAGGUGGAGCAGGCAGGGUGUUAUGCUGGUGACUGCACAGGGUGGGAGCUCUGCCCUGAGCUGUGGCGGCCCAGCACCCACCGGCUGCAGGCGGGGUGGUGAAGGCAGCGUGGGGUCCGUCAGGGCUGCUCUGCGGGGCUGAUCUGGGCUGAUCAGAGCAGUCCCAUUGGCCGCGGUCCCACGGGCCGCCCCGCUCACUGCCGUCUCCUUCCCAGGCUGCUCGCCAUGCGUGGGGCCGCUCUGCUGCUCCUGGUGCUGGGGCUGCAGCAGGCAGAGGGCCGGUGUGUCUUCAACCGCACGCAGGAGUACUGCCUGUGCUACAGGCUGACCGAGCAGAGCGCCGGGAGCGUCAUCCAGUGCCUCGCCGCCUCCGCCGUGGAGUUCCAGGGAGGAGACCUGGAGAAAUACGCUGACUUCCCCAUCAAGGACCUGGACGACUCCACCAUUGACAUGCUUGGCAGCCUGGAAAUCAGGAAGAUCAUUUUUUCAGACCUUCUGGUUCCUGAGGUCCUCCUGGCCCGCGUCCUGCGGUUCUUCUCCUACACUCAGGUGCAGGAGAUGGUGUUUGAGAGCUGCAGCUUCGUGGGGAGGAGCAGCUGGGCGGACAUGGCGGGCCGGGCCUUGCCUGUCGUGUCACUGCGCUUCCACAACGUGACGGCCGCCACGCUGGAGGGCCGCGAGCAGGACCUGUCCCCGCUCAGCCGCUGGCUGGGAGCCCUGCAGGAGCUGUCGGUCACCGCCUCGCACCUGGCCGUGCUGCCCUGCACUGUGGGCCGGGCUCUGCGGGCCCUGCGCUCGCUGGACCUGGCGCAUAACAGCCUGGGGGAAGACGGCCUGGCGUCUGCCUUCUGCCAAGGGGCCUUCCCGCAGCUGCGGGUGCUGAGCCUGCGGCACAACAACCUGACGUCGUACCACGCCGUGUGUGGCGGCGUGCGGCUGCUGGGCGAGCUGCGGCACCUGGAUCUCAGCCACAACGCGCUCACCGCCGGCACGCCUUCGCCCUCCUGUGCGGCACACACACGGGUGCCAAACUGCGCGCAGAGCGCCGCGAGGUUCGCACGUCGGGGCAGCCCUCGGCGGAGGCACGUGAAGCAGAAGUGCUCGCCCGCUGCUUCCCAUGGCACGGCGGCCCCGUCCCACUCAGGAAGCGGCCGGGACGGAGAGCCUCGCAGCACGGGCGGUGCUGUCUGCCUGCUGCGCCGAGCGGGCGGGAGGUGCCGCUAA